GCCUCUUCAUCUCUUCCUGAGCUGCUGCCGUGUCCGCUGCUUUCUUUUCCGCAGAGAUAUCACUGCUAGGGUUUUGUUAUCUUCUUUCCCUAAAGCAAUGGCGGACAAGGCAGUCACUAUCCGUACCAGGAAGUUCAUGACUAACCGGCUCCUUUCCAGAAAGCAAUUCAUUAUUGAUGUUCUUCAUCCUGGAAGACCCAAUGUUUCCAAGGCGGAACUGAAGGAGAAGCUAGCAAGCUUGUAUGAGGUGAAGGACCCAAAUGCAAUUUUUGUGUUUAAAUUCAGGACUCAUUUUGGAGGUGGGAAAUCCUCUGGGUUUGGGCUGAUUUAUGAUUCAGUUGAGAAUGCAAAGAAAUAUGAGCCCAAGUACAGACUCAUCAGGAAUGGACUUGACACUAAAGUAGAGAAGUCAAGGAAGCAAAUGAAAGAGAGAAAGAACAGGACCAAGAAGGUCCGUGGCAUAAAGAAGACAAAGGCUAGUGAUGCUGCCAAGGCAGGAAAGAAGAAGUGAUUUUUCAAGGAUUGUACUAUUAUCUAUAUAAUUGCUCAUAUCCAUCAAUUUGAAUUUUUUAACAGUACUGUAGCUUUUAGGUAACUUUGAGUGGAACCUUUUGUUGUCGAUGAGGAUGUUGAUAUCAUCUGAUAUACAAUUUUGAGCACUUUGCAGAGGACAAAUUUUGAAAUAUCUAUUUGCUGCUAUUUUCAUUCA
Messenger RNA from Manihot esculenta (cassava), 709 nucleotides. Its product is annotated as 40S ribosomal protein S24-1. The transcript has 5 exons. Bases 98 to 511 code for a protein of 137 amino acids. Gene Ontology annotation, biological process: translation. NCBI's taxonomy places the organism in Eukaryota, Viridiplantae, Streptophyta, Magnoliopsida, Malpighiales, Euphorbiaceae. Gene Ontology annotation, molecular function: structural constituent of ribosome. Gene Ontology annotation, cellular component: ribosome. The record is from RefSeq and is a predicted model, not a curated record.